AUGUCAGAACAAUUAACCAACGUUUCUGAUGACCUAUCUCCGCUCGAGAGCAGCGACCUACCCAUCCACAAAGGUGCAUACAAAGGCGACAUCCCAUUGCUAGCAUCUCUUGUGCCCCUCUGCGAGGACAUCGAUAUCCGAAGUGCCUGCAACUGUACACCAUUGCAUCUUGCGAUUCGAGGCAACCAUGGAGACGCCGUUCAACUGCUCCUGUCUGCUGGAGCAGAUCCCACGCUCCAGGAUACCUUAGACACUGCGAUGCAACCACCUUUCGAUGCCGUAGAUCUUGCUGCUUGGCUAGGUGCUCAGCAUGCAAUGUCCGCCUUGAUUGAUGCUGGUCUUGAAAUACCAGCCAGUGCAUUCGGGAGAAGCGCAUCACUGAAUCAUGUAGAAUGCAUGCGCAUCAUGUUGAGCAAGCUACCUGACCAGAGGUUUUCCGAUCAACCAAAACUUGAUGGUGUAAGGUUAGCAUUGGGCCGGGCGGCAAUCUGCUGGCAUUUGGAAGCAGUAGAAUUUCUUCUCACCCAAGUGCGCGGAUUUCCAGACGAAACUAAGCCUCAAGAUCGAACUGCCCUAGGUAUUGGCGUUGCCCUUGCCGUUGACCUAGAAUAUAUCUGCGUCGAUGAUUGUCGUUGGAGCACCAUAGCAAACCCCAAACGGUUGCCGAUUAUACUGGAAAAGCUAGUAGCAUCUGGUGCUGAUGUGAAUGCCGAACAUCCUGCAACUGGGAAUAGUGGUUUUUGGACAGUUGUUGAAGAUCAAGACCUCACGCGAUUCUUUCUGGGACAUGGCUUGCGCCAAGAAAGCCAGACCAAGGGAGGUCAUACUCCCAUAUUUGGUAUCGUUUAUAGCGUCAACACUGAGCCUUCCCUCUUGGAGGCCUUUAUAGCCGCUGGAGCAGAUGUCAACCAUAAAGAUCGAGCGCUUCGAACACCUUUACACUAUACCGCGAACCGAGCUCUUGCCGAAAUACUUUACCAGCAUGGCGCGGAUCUUUCUGCGAAGGACAAGUAUGGCUUGACGCCGCUUCACUCGGCUUGCAAGAACGGACGUCUGGAUGUCAUUCGAUACCUGAUAUCGAUGGGCGCGGCAAUCGAUGAGCCUGCCUCAUGUGGAUACACACCGCUACUUUACAGUCUUAGCAAUGAAGAGGACGAUUUCGAAGAUUGCUCUUUCCCACUCCACCCUUCGGCAGAACAAUGCCCAAGCAUUGAAGUCACACGAAUACUACUGGCACAUGGAGCGAAUGUUCAUGCAGCUACAGCCAGUGACCAGACAGCACUGCACGGUGCUGCCCGUAUCGGUGACAUUGAGCUUGUUCGUUCUCUUGUCGAUGUUGGUGCAAAUUUUCGAGCUGGAAACGCAAAGGGCGAAACAACCCUUCACAUCGCAGCACGUACAGCCAGCGUCCAGACCGUGCAGUAUCUCAUGGAGGAAGGCGCGGACGUUCAUGCCGUAACUUCAUCUGGCCAAUCUGUAAUGCAUGCAGCGUGCUCUUCGGGUACUAUAACAACAUUGCCUGCCAUCACCAUCAUCUUGGAAAUGCUACUCGAAGCAGGAGUCGAUGUCAAUGCCAAGGACAUCACAGGCGCAACACCAUUACAUGUUCUGUACAACCAGUGCUACAGAUCCCGCUUGUGUGAUACAAAGGCCUUCAACAUGCUUCUACGAAGAGGCGCCGAUAAAAUGGCCGAAGACAAGGAAGGUGAGAGCGUCAAUGAUCUCGUUGAGAAGGACGACAUUUGGACUUGGGAUGAAGAAGGGCUGCUGGAGAGGACUAAAAUCUCUACUGGGUAUGGGACCUGGCGUGGUGUUAGGGGCCGAGGAAGUUGGAUAAGAGGCCGUGGUGGUACGAGGGGUCACUGA
This is a messenger RNA of Alternaria arborescens, 1866 nucleotides long. RefSeq lists its product as hypothetical. The record is from RefSeq and is a predicted model, not a curated record. Lineage: Eukaryota; Fungi; Ascomycota; Dothideomycetes; Pleosporales; Pleosporaceae. Gene Ontology annotation, molecular function: protein binding. The transcript has a single exon. Bases 1 to 1866 code for a protein of 621 amino acids.